This is a messenger RNA of Cyphellophora europaea CBS 101466, 2511 nucleotides long. RefSeq lists its product as uncharacterized. The transcript has a single exon. Bases 1 to 2511 code for a protein of 836 amino acids. Lineage: Eukaryota; Fungi; Ascomycota; Eurotiomycetes; Chaetothyriales; Cyphellophoraceae. Gene Ontology annotation, cellular component: mitochondrion. Gene Ontology annotation, molecular function: oxidoreductase activity; protein binding. The record is from RefSeq and is a predicted model, not a curated record.
AUGGGCUCCAUAGCACCUGGCCCCCGCGUCGUCAUUGUCGGCGCGGGUAUCGUCGGCACCAACUUAGCCGAUGAGCUUGUCUCUCGUGGCUGGCGGGACAUCACCGUGAUCGAGCAAGGACCCCUGGACAUGCCGGGCGGCUCGACCUCACACGCCCCUGGGCUCGUCUUCCAGACCAAUCCUUCCAAGACCAUGACGCUGCUUGCCCGCUACACGGUGGAAAAGUUCCUCGGCCUCGAAAAGGACGGCCAGUCCUGCUUCAACCAGGUCGGUGGCCUUGAGGUUGCCACCACGCUGGAGAGGCUCGAGGAGAUCAAGCGCAAGCACGGCUACGCCGCGGCGUGGGGCAUCGACGCCAAGCUCAUCUCCCCUCAGGAGUGCCUGGCUCUUUACCCAGGUCUGAACGUUGAUAUGGUAUACGGUGGUCUGCAUAUCCCUAGCGAUGGCCUCGCGCUGGCCGCCCGCGCUGUGCAGUUGCUGAUUGAGCGUACGCGCGAAGCCGGCGUCAAGUACCUGGGCGGUACUCCUGUAACGGCCAUCGAGCAGGCGAACGGCCGAGUGACGGGUGUCACCACGCCGGACGGCAGCGUGCCAGCCGACAUCGUAAUCAGCUGCGCCGGUUUCUGGGGUGUCGAGCUGGGCGCCAUGAUCGGCUUGCCCAUCCCGCUUCUGCCGCUGGCCCAUCAAUACGUCAAGACGAGCUCGGUACCCGCGCUCAAGGAACGCGGCAAUGCACUUCCCAACGGCGCCACCCUACCCAUCCUGCGCCAUCAGGAUGCCGACCUCUACUACCGCGAGCACGGUGACACUUACGGUAUCGGCUACUAUGGUCACAAGCCCAUGCCCAUUCGCGCCGCGGAUCUGGGCGUCACUCCGACAGAAGUGGACGAACACCACAUGCCCUCGCGGCUGGACUUCACGCCCGAAGACUUUGCACCCGCGUGGGAGGAGAGCAAACGACUCCUGCCCGCCAUGGCGGACACGACGGUCGAGAUCGCCGACGGCUUCAACGGCAUCUUCAGCUUCACACCCGACGGUGGCGCGCUGGUGGGCCAAGCCCCCAACCUAGACGGGUUCUACGUGGCCGAAGCAGUGUGGGUGACCCACUCCGCGGGAGUGGCGCGCGCGGUGGCGGAGCUGCUGACCGACGGACGCUCGCAGAUCGACCUGGCGGACUGCGAGCUCAACCGCUUUGAGGAGGUGCAGCUGAACAAGUCGUACGUGGAGGAGACGUCCAAGCAGAACUUUGUCGAGGUCUACGACAUCAUGCACCCGCUGCAGCCGAAGCUGAGCCCGCGCAACCUGCGUCUCAGCCCCUUCCACGCGCGGCACAAAGAGCUGGGCGCCUUCUUCCUCGAGGGCGGCGCCUGGGAGCGGCCGUACUGGUUCGAGAGCAAUGCCGAGCUGCUCAAGGAGCUGCCGCAGGAGUGGCAGCCGGUGGGGCGCGACGCGUGGAGCUCCCGCUUCUACAGCCCCAUCGCGGCGGUCGAGGCGUGGAAGACGCGCACGGCCGUCGCUCUCUACGACAUGACACCCCUGCGACGCCUCGAGGUGACGGGACCGGGAGCCGUGGACCUGCUGCAGAGGCUGUGCACGGGCGACGUGGGCAAGAAGCCCGGCGCCGUGACCUACACGCUCGUCCUGAACGAGCACGGCGGCAUCCGCAGCGACAUUACGGUGGCGCGCAUCGAGCCCAACCUCUUCCAGAUCGGCGUCAACGGCCCCGUCGACACGGCGUAUGUGUCGCGCGAGGCCCGCUGGCAGCGCGAGCGCGACCCCAGCAAAUGGGUGGCGGUCAAGGACGUCACGGGCGGGACCUGCUGCAUCGGGCUGUGGGGCCCGUUGGCGCGCGAGGUCAUGGGCGCCGUCAGCAAAGAUGACUGGAGCAACACGGCCAAGGGCCUGCGGUACUUCCGCGUCAAGCGCGCUGUCGUGGGCGGCGUGCCCGUGACGGCCAUGCGGCUGUCGUACGUGGGCGAGCUGGGUUGGGAGCUGUACACGAGCGCCGAGCACGGCGUCAAGCUGUGGGAUGCGCUGUGGAAGGCCGGCCAGAAGCACGGCAUCAUUGCCGCUGGUCGCACCGCGUUCAACGCACUCCGUCUCGAGAAGGGCUAUCGCGCUUGGGGCGCCGAGAUGACGACCGAGCAUAACCCUUACGAGGCGGGUGUGGGCUUCGCCGUCAAGGCUGGCAAGCAGGGUUAUGUCGGCCAGGAGGCGACUGAGGGCCGCUCUGUCGACACCGCCAAGCAGAUCUUGCGCUGCAUCACCGUCGAUGAUGGCCGGUCGAUGAUUCUGGGCAAGGAGCCCAUCUACGUCAACGGCCAGGCCUCAGGGUACAUCACCAGCGCCGCCUACGGGUACACGGUUCAGAAACCAAUCGCGUACGGCUGGCUGCCGGCAGGCGUCAAGGAGGGCGACUCGGUCGAGAUAGAGUACUUUGGCCGGAAAGUCAAGGCGACGGUGACGCCUGAACCGCUGUACGACCCGAAGAUGGAGCGCCUGCGUGGGUAA